Messenger RNA from Brugia malayi, 183 nucleotides. RefSeq lists its product as uncharacterized. Bases 1 to 183 code for a protein of 60 amino acids. The transcript has 2 exons. The record is from RefSeq and is a predicted model, not a curated record. Lineage: Eukaryota; Metazoa; Nematoda; Chromadorea; Rhabditida; Onchocercidae.
AUGAAUGAAUGUGUAACGACGACGAAACACCCAUCCAUUGGGAAGUUCCGUGUUGUCCUGUUGUUGAAUGUCGUUGUUGUCGUCGAUGAUGAUGAUUUUAAUGAUGAUAGUGAUACUGAUGAUGAUGAUGAUGAUAAUGACGAUAAUGAUGAUGAUGAUGAUGAUAAGAAUGUACGAUAUUGA